GGUCACCCUGCGCAGUCUGGACCUAGAGGUCUGCCUGGUCUCGAUGGCUGCAAUGGUACCACUGGGAGUCCUGGCAUUUCUGGAUCAGAUGGGUUUCCUGGCCUACCGGGGCUGCCUGUACGUCCCAAUACUAGGUCAUCCUGGCCCAAAAGGCCUUAAAGGAGAACCUGUUUUUGCUCAAGGCAGUCUUAAAGGAAUGAAGGGAGAAAACGGUCUUCCUGGAUUGGAUGGAAUUUCUGGCCUAAAAGGUUUUCCAGGUCGAACUGGUUCUGCAGGCUCUAUAGGAUUACCAGGGUUACAGGGUCCAAUGGGUCCCCCUGGGCCACCAGGUCCGAAAGGUAACAUGGGAUUAGGCUUUCAAGGAGAGAAGGGAGAGAAGGGCGAUGUAGGGCUGCCUGGCCCUCCAGGUCCCCCACCAUCCACUGGAAUACUGGAAUUCAUGGGCUUUCCAAAAGGGAAGCAAGGAGAAAAGGGUGAGCCAGGCCCUCAAGGAUUCCCUGGACACACUGGAUUGCCUGGCGUGCCGGGCUUCGGAGGUGUUGGAGAAAAAGGAGAAAAAGGUGUGCCUGGCUUACCCGGUGCCAGGGGUCAUCCAGGUAUUCCAGGCCAUCCAGGACUGGAUGGAGUCGAAGGCAUGAAGGGUGAAUUAGGUGACAUUGGUCCCCCAGGCCCUCCUAUCGUUAUUGACAGGGAAGGUGUAGUCAUUUCAGGUGCCCUGGGUGACCCUGGAAACCCGGGAAUACCUGGUCCUCCAGGAGAUGAAGGGAUCAGUGGUUUACCAGGCCUUCCAGGAGCUCCAGGGUUUCCAGGCUUGGAGAGAGAUGGGAUGGGCCCUGGAGGGUCUCCAGGUAUUCCGGGUGUGAAAGGUGAAGUGGGAGAACCAGGAAGAGAAAUGAUUGGACUACCAGGCACUCCUGGCAGAGAUGGUUUACCAGGUCUCCCAGGAGCAUCAGGAUUGCCUGGUUCACCACGCCCUUCAUUUUCCCCAGACACAAUCCUGGAUGGAAGGACUGGGGCCCCAGGGAAGCCUGGACAAAGAGGGCUGCCAGGAGCUUUGGGUCCAAAGGGGUACAAAGGAGAGGCAGGUGACUGUGCUUGUGAUGGAGGAGUUACAAGAGCUGGUCUAAAAGGGAUCUCAGGUCCACCAGGUCCAUCAGGAAGCCCUGGUAUGCCUGGAAUUAAGGGCAUUCAUGGAGACCCAGGCACUGUGGGUGCACCAGGACUGCAGGGCCCUCCGGCUUCGGACGGUCAGCAAGGUCUUCCAGGCCUUAAGGGAGAGAAAGGGGAUUCAUCCUAUGCAACAGUCAAAGGUGCUCGUGGGGACCGUGGAGCAACAGCACUCAGAGGACCUUCAGGCAUCCCAGGAACCCCUGGCAAGGAUGGACUUCCAGGCUUGCUAGGCCCACCAGGCCCUCCAGGUGAUGGUGGGCUGGGUUUCCCAGGUGAAAAAGGACUGCCAGGAUUACCUGGUUCCAAGGGCCAUCGUGGAGAAACUGGUUCUCCUGGCGUUGGUUACGCAGGUCCUAGUGGAGUUCGUGGGCCACCUGGUGACCCAGGGGUGGAUGGAUUUCCAGGACAAGCAGGUCUUCCAGGCCCUCCAGGUAUCACCUUGCCCUGCAUAGUUCCUGGAGCGUAUGGGCCCCCAGGGAUUCACGGCUUUCCAGGUUUGCCAGGUCCCAAGGGCAGCAAAGGUUUUCCUGGCAUUCCAGGACAACCUGGAUUACCUGGAUCAAAAGGACAGCCAGGGUCUCCAGGAAUAGUAGGGUUGCAAGGGGAACCUGGCUUCCCUGGACCUCGAGGAGAGCAGGGGUCACAAGGACUUCCAGGACUGGAUGGAACAGAUGGUUUGCCUGGGAAAAUGGGUGCUUCAGGGUUAGCUGGAACAAAAGGACCUCCUGGAGAUAUAUUUGGUGCUGAGAGUGGAGCUCUGGGAGAGCGUGGCCGACCUGGACUUCCGGGCGAUAAAGGGCUUGCAGGUGAUCUUGGAUUUCCAGGACCAAAGGGGUCAGAUGGAAGGCCAGGGCUCCUAGGUAUUAAAGGCGAACAGGGUAAUCCAGGAUAUUCGGGUGUCCCUGGAUUGCGAGGACCUCCUGGUCCUGGAGGUCCUUUUGGCAUUAAGGGAAAACCAGGACCCAUGGGGUCAGUUGGCCUUGCAGGAGCACCAGGACUUCCUGGAGUCAAAGGCUUGACUGGGGAUGUGGGUCCACAAGGCCCUGCUGGUAUGAAAGGCUUCCCAGGUCUUGAAGGUGUUCCAGGUUCUCCUGGGGAAAGAGGAUUCUUAGGGCCACCUGGGCCUUUUGGUCAGGAUGGGCAUCCAGGUUUCCCUGGGCCAAAAGGCGAGAAAGGGUCUUCUGGCUUGCUUGGUUUCCCUGGCAUGCCAGGGCUACCUGGUGUCCCUGGGGUGAAUGGGUUUAAAGGAACUCCUGGCGCAGCUGGAAGUAAAGGGAGGCCUGGAGUAGUGGGUCUCCAAGGUCAAAAAGGUGACAGAGGUGAUGCAGGCCCACCUGGUCUUCCUGCUCUUGGGCAUCCAGAACAGGCACUGCGAUUCAAAGGAGAGAAAGGAGAUCCUGGAUUAGCUGGACUUGGAGGAUUCCCUGGGCCAAGAGGUGACAAAGGAAUCCCAGGAAGCCGUGGACAGCCUGGUCUCCCUGGUCCAGUUGGGUCAGCAAGCAAAGAGAGAGGUCUUCAUGGAGACCCAGGCUUCCCUGGUCCACCUGGACAGCUUGGGUUGCCAGGACGGAAGGGUACACAUGGUAUUGGUUCAGAUGGUGUCACAGGAACACUUGGAUUCCCAGGACCUGUUGGUCCCCCUGGUCCAAAAGGUGACCAGGGAGAGUCUGUUGGCAUUCCUUGCAUUGCUGGAGCAAAAGGAGAGCGAGGGGACACAGGAUUCCCAGGAGAGAGAGGGAGAGAAGGACCCAAGGGUGAACCAGGCUACCCAGGAAGCACUGGAGUGAAUGGACUCAAAGGAGGCCCAGGAGAUCUUGGCCAAGAAGGACCAGCAG
Molecule: messenger RNA, 3005 nt
Organism: Apaloderma vittatum (bar-tailed trogon)
Lineage: Eukaryota; Metazoa; Chordata; Aves; Trogoniformes; Trogonidae
Product: collagen alpha-6(IV) chain-like
Exons: 28
Source: RefSeq, a predicted model, not a curated record